Colletotrichum abscissum is the source of this 645-nucleotide messenger RNA. RefSeq lists its product as uncharacterized. The transcript is spliced from 3 exons. Bases 1 to 645 code for a protein of 214 amino acids. Lineage: Eukaryota; Fungi; Ascomycota; Sordariomycetes; Glomerellales; Glomerellaceae. The record is from RefSeq and is a predicted model, not a curated record.
AUGAAGGUCACUGCUGCUUUGUUCAUGAUCGCCGGCGCGGCCGUCGCCUCUCCCGUCCCGGCCCCGAACCCCGUCGCCGAGCCCCUGCCGAUGCCCACUCCCCCUGGCAUCCCCACCGCCGCUUCGGCCAAGACCCAACUCGCUGCUCUGACCGUUGCCGCCUGGACCAACACCGGCACCUACGACCGUGACCUGUUCCCCACCUGGGACACCAUCUCCGGCACCUGCAACACCCGCGAGACUGUGCUCCAGCGUGAUGGCACCAACGUCGUUGUCAACUCUGCCUGCUCCGCGACCAGCGGUACCUGGAAGAGCCCUUACGACGGUGCCACCUGGACCGCCGCUAGCGAUGUUGACAUUGACCACAUGGUUCCCUUGAAGAACGCUUGGAUCUCUGGUGCCGCAUCGUGGACCACUGCCAAGCGUGAGUCGUUUGCCAACGAUCUCACCCGCCCCCAGCUGUGGGCUGUCACGGAUGAGGUCAACCAGUCCAAGAGCGACAAGAGCCCCGACUCGUGGAAGCCCCCUCUGACCAGCUUCUACUGCACCUACGCCCGCUCCUGGGUUGCGGUCAAGAGCUACUGGGCCCUCACCGUCACCUCUGCCGAGAAGACUGCCCUCACCUCCAUGCUCAACACCUGCUAA